GGAAACCCCAUAUUACGUACCGAGAAUGUCUUUUCAUAUGGGAUAUUAAUAUUCUGAGAAGUAUCCAUCUUUGUGUGUUUGAAUGGAGUCUUUAAAUACCGGUUAAAAUUCACAAGAGAAAUAUUACCACCAAAACAUGAAAUCCAAGAUAUUCUCUCUUCCUUUCCUCCUCUUUGUUUUUAUUUUCUCCCACUUCCUACACGGUUACGUUUCUAGUGAUCCUUACCUUGAAGAAUUGGGUCAUCAUGCUGGCUACUACAGCUUGCCAAAUACCAAAUCAUCCAGGUUGUUCUAUUUCUUCUUUGAGUCACGGAACAACAUCACGGAUCCAGUUGUGAUCUGGCUGUCGGGUGGACCGGGUUGUAGUAGCAGCUUCGGUCUGUUGACUGAGAAUGGUCCGUUCACUCUCACUGAGGAUCUCUCACUCUCUCGGAACGAGUAUAGCUGGAACCAGGUUUCCAAUAUAAUUUACGUUGACCAACCCGUUGGGACAGGUUUCAGUAACAUAUCGGACACUGACGUUCUCCGGCAUGACGAAACUGGUGUGAGCAACGACCUCUACAACUUCCUUCAGGUGUUUUUCAAGGAGCAUCCGCAACUCGUGAGGAACGAUUUCUAUAUCACGGGCGAAUCUUAUGCAGGCCAUUACAUUCCAGCUUUGGCUUCUCGCAUUCACACUGGAAAUAAAAACAAUGAAGGGAUUCCAAUAAAACUUAAGGGUAUUGCGAUUGGUAACGGCCUAACCAACCCCGAGAUCCAGUAUGGUGCAUAUGGGGAUUAUGCGCUGGAAAUGAAGUUAAUCUCCCAGUCUGAUCAUGAAAGUCUCAACCAAGUCUACGUUGACUGUCAAGGCUCCAUAAGAGAAUGCAAUAUUGAUGGUGGUUUAGCGUGUGCUUCUGCUUACCACGUCUGCUUCCAAAUCCUUAACUAUAUAAAAUCCGAAAACAAAGACAUGAAUCCCUAUGACGUGAGGAAGAAAUGUGGGGAGCUGAUGUGUGAUGACAAUUCCAAUCUGGAGAAAUUCUUGAACCAAGAGAAUGUAAGGAAAGCGUUAGGAGUUGGAGAUAACGUUUUUGUAUCGUGCAACGAUACAGUUUAUGUUGCGAUGAUAGAGGAUUGGAUGAUUAAUCUCGAGGUUAAGAUCCCAACUCUUAUCGAAGAUGGAGUCAGCCUUCUAGUUUAUGCCGGAGAAUAUGAUUUCGUUUGUAAUUGGCUUGGAAACUCCAGGUGGGUUGAGCAGAUGAAUUGGUCAGGCCAGAAGGAAUUUGGAGCAGCCAAGACAGUGCCGUUCAUGGUGGAUGGUAAAGAAGCCGGUGUAAUGAAGAAUCACGGUCCUCUCACUUUUCUUAAGGUUCAUGAUGCUGGACACAUGGUUCCGAUGGAUCAGCCAAAGGCUUCUCUACAAAUGCUUCAGACUUGGUUGCAAGGAAAGCUCGCUAAUCAAACUGGUGCGAUAGUUCGUCACUGAUUCUAAUGUCCAAGCUGAAUAUAUUGUUAAAAUAAAAUAAAAUGUGUCUUCUUCUUAGUUACCACUCUCUUACAAGUUGUCCAAGCCCUAUCGCUGAGAUGGAUUAGCAAUAUAUGAUAAGUAUGUUUGAGUUAAAAAAUAAAUGGUGUCAUUUUCUUUAAACAAGAAAGUAUUUUCAAUAACCAAAAAUAUUUCGUUUCCAGUUUCC
This is a messenger RNA of Brassica napus (rape), 1676 nucleotides long. RefSeq names its product serine carboxypeptidase-like 47. Gene Ontology annotation, molecular function: serine-type carboxypeptidase activity. Gene Ontology annotation, biological process: proteolysis. Bases 137 to 1468 code for a protein of 443 amino acids. The transcript is spliced from 9 exons. Gene Ontology annotation, cellular component: vacuole. The record is from RefSeq and is a predicted model, not a curated record. NCBI's taxonomy places the organism in Eukaryota, Viridiplantae, Streptophyta, Magnoliopsida, Brassicales, Brassicaceae.